GCGGCGCGGAGAAGAUGGCGACGGCCAUGUACUUGGAGCACUACCUGGACAGCAUCGAAAACCUUCCCUGUGAGCUUCAGAGGAACUUUCAGCUGAUGCGUGAGCUGGACCAGAGGACAGAAGAUAAGAAGGCCGAGAUCGACAUCCUGGCCGCCGAGUACAUCUCCACAGUGAAGACCCUCUCCCCGGACCAGCGCGUGGAGCACCUGCAGAAGAUCCAAAAUGCCUACAGCAAAUGUAAGGAGUACAGCGAUGACAAGGUGCAGCUGGCCAUGCAGACCUACGAGAUGGUGGACAAACACAUCCGCAGGCUCGAUGCAGACCUGGCGCGCUUUGAGGCCGACCUCAAGGACAAGAUGGAGGGCAGCGACUUGGAGAGUUCUGGAGGACGAGGGUUAAAAAAAGGUCGGGGCCAGAAAGAGAAAAGGGGUUCCCGGGGUCGAGGCAGGAGAGCAUCUGAGGAGGACACCCCCAAGAAGAAAAAGCACAAAGGAGGGUCCGAGUUUGCCGACACCAUCCUAUCGGUGCAUCCCUCAGACGUACUGGACAUGCCCGUGGACCCAAAUGAGCCCACCUACUGCCUGUGCCACCAGGUGUCCUAUGGGGAGAUGAUUGGCUGUGACAACCCCGACUGCCCCAUCGAGUGGUUUCACUUUGCGUGCGUGGACCUCACCACGAAGCCCAAAGGGAAAUGGUUCUGUCCGCGGUGCGUUCAGGAAAAAAGGAAGAAGAAGUAG
This is a messenger RNA of Orycteropus afer afer, 737 nucleotides long. It is a transcript of the gene ING5, whose product is annotated as inhibitor of growth family member 5. The record is from RefSeq and is a predicted model, not a curated record. Gene Ontology annotation, molecular function: chromatin binding. Gene Ontology annotation, biological process: positive regulation of DNA-templated transcription; positive regulation of apoptotic signaling pathway. Gene Ontology annotation, cellular component: nucleus. Lineage: Eukaryota; Metazoa; Chordata; Mammalia; Tubulidentata; Orycteropodidae.